GCAAGGGACACGCCCUAAUCACCAGUGCCCUGAUCAGCGCGUGAGCGCUUCUCGAGUUGUGAAUGGGCGCUUCCAAUCACUGUCCCCGUAGGAUCUGUGCAUGAUGUCGUUUCUGUAUGCGACGAGCGCCACUUAUCGCUGGGUCGUGAGGCGAUCGAAGUCGAGUCCGCUCUUCUUCGCUGGUGUCGCUGCCAUCUGCCUGGCGUCCGCCUUCGCCGCCGCCAAGGGCGUUCAGUCGUGGACCAACCCCAGCGACGACUCGGAGCGAGGCAAGAAGAAGGAGCGCGAGCUGCUGGCCGGUCGCCGAACCGACGCCUUGAUAUUAGCAUCAGCCAAUAAGCAGCGAGUGGAGGACAUGCUGCGAGAAAUCAAGGAGGGCAGGGACAUCAAUGACAGAUACCAGGCAGCACUUAGGGGGCAAACUCUAGUCAGACCACAAAAUCCAAGUGCUACCACUGCUCCCUCCAUCCAAUCAUCUGCUAAUGUGAAUGCUUCUGACACAUCUGCUGCGUAGGAAAGAAACCACAACGCUGCUGUGUAGGUUGCAGAUUACCUCACCUUUCUCAUGCCGUUAUGUCCCUUGCAGGCAUGCCAUGUGAGCCGGGAUGUUCCAAUUAUCUCAGUGAUUUUCACAAAUUUUGACCAGCCCAGUCCAGA
Molecule: messenger RNA, 657 nt
Organism: Closterium sp. NIES-67
Lineage: Eukaryota; Viridiplantae; Streptophyta; Zygnematophyceae; Desmidiales; Closteriaceae
Source: the annotation of a GenBank genome assembly